AUGGAUAUUUCCUUUGGGAAUUUGAGGAAUAAAAUCAUUGUCAUAUACUUAGACGAUUUGACUAUAUUCUCUAGGAAGAGAAAACAUCAUUUGCGAGAUUUGAGGAAAGUUCUGAUGAGAUGCAGAGAGCAUGGGGUGUCAUUAAAUCCUAAAAAGUCUGUUUUUGGCGUCACAAAAGGAAAACUUCUCAGACAUAUUGUUUCAAAGGAGGGAGUAAAGGUGGAUCCAGAAAGAGUAAAGGCAAUACAACAACUCAACCUUCCUUCCAACAAAAAUGGAGUGAGGUCCUUCUUUGGACAGGUGAACUUUCUAAGACGUUUUAUUCCUGAUUUUGCUAAGACUACUAAAUACAUUGUAAAUACGAUGAGUGAGAACGUAGUUUUUAAGUGGAAUGAGGAAGGUAAAAGGGCUUUUGAAGAAAUAAAAAGAGAAAUAGCGCAUGCACCCACUCUGGUUAAUCCAGAUUUCAGUAAGGAUUUUAUUAUUUAUUGCUAUGCAUCAGAGCAUACUAUGUCUAGAAUUUUAGUGCAGAAAGUGAAAAGUAUUUUAACCCAACAGGAUGUUGGUAUCAAUAAUAGAGCAUCUUGGGUCUCUAAGAUUCAAGAGUUCAAUUUAGACAUUAAGCCUACUAAGCUAUUCAGAGGACAAGGCCUUUGUAAACUAAUGGCGGAGAGCAAGUUUGAAGAGGAGGAAAGUUUGCCCUUAACUUUAUUUGUUAAUCAUCAGGAUUCUUGGUUCACCGAUGUUGCCUAUUAUCUCACUUAUGGAGACUAUCCAGGUUAUCUUUCUCUUAGGGAGAAACAAAAUUUGAAGCUAAAAGCUACAAAGUAUGUUAUCUUUGAUGAUAUAUUGUACAAGAAGGGUUUGGAUGACACCUUUCUCAGGUGUGUAGAUAAGCCGCAUCAAGAAGCUUUACUGAAAACUUUCCAUAAUGAGGCAUGUGGCGGUCAUUUCUCCUCUAUGGUGAUUGCAUAUAAAAUCUUGAGGAACUAUUACUAUUGGCCAGGAAUGUUCAGAGAUGUGUAUGCUUGGGUAGCGAGGUGUGAAAAGCGCAAAUCGUUUAUAGGAAAGAAGCAAGCUAAGAUUAAAGAGGAAAAGCUUGACUUUGAAGCUGCACAUUCCAUUGGUGGCCGAGUUACUAGAUCGAGAUACAAGAAGAAUUUUCAGCCACUUGCCGCCCAUCUCAUUCUUUAUUUGGACGCUAAGGAAGCACAAGGCAAUAUGACAACCCCUGUUUCUGAUGCUAACAAAGUUGUAACUGAUGUUGAUACUAAUGUCCAAGAUUCAUAG
Cryptomeria japonica (Japanese cedar) is the source of this 1290-nucleotide messenger RNA. RefSeq lists its product as uncharacterized. The coding region runs from base 1 to 1290 and encodes 429 amino acids. The transcript has 3 exons. The record is from RefSeq and is a predicted model, not a curated record. Lineage: Eukaryota; Viridiplantae; Streptophyta; Pinopsida; Cupressales; Cupressaceae.